CUAAAGUCUUUACAAGUCCCUAGUGCAGAGUAUGCUGGUGGGUAAAACUACUCCGGUGAUGAAAGAUGUCACAACCAUGUUGUUCAAGAAUGAUAAGUUUCUCAAGGAGGAUGAUGGUGCCAAUCAAAAUAAUGCUUUGGUGAUGGAGCAUUCUCAGGGAAGAUCCUAUGGACAUGGAGGUGGAGGAAAUCGAGAAAGGUUGAAAUCUAGACCUAAGAGGGAUUAUGGUGAAGUGCAAUGUUUCUAUUAUGAAACCAAGGGCAAGGGAAAGGCUAAUAUUGUUGAAGAAAAUGUUGUUGAAGUAUUAGCUUAUAAGGAGUGUGUGACCAUGAGGUGGAGCAAAACAAUCAAAGCUACCGACGAGAAAGUGAAUAUUGAAGGCAUAGGAGAUGUUUAUCUCAAUGUUCAUAAUAGGAGAGCCAACAUUCUCAAGAAUGUGAGAUAUGUGCCCAAGUGUUCAAGUAAUAUUAUUGCUUUGAGUGAAUUGACAACACGAGGGUACAAGUAUGUUGGAAUGCAAGAAUGGUGCAAGGUCAACAAAGGUGGAAGAUUUGUUUUGCAAGGAAUUAAGAACAAGCACAAUAUCUAUGUGCUUGAACAACAUCCCGAGAGAGGGCUUAACAAGACCAUGAGGAAGAUGGUGUUGAAGCCUAAAGGGAUCUUGGUAGAUGGUAAGGAAAUUAAUAAGACCAAGAUGAAGGUGAGUUUCAACAAUGAAGUGGUGUUUGAUGAUGGUUCGAGGAGGUGUGAUUUGCCCUCGAAUCAUAUUUUGGUUCAAAAUUAAUUUCUACAGUAUGCCUAGUAUAGGGUUGUCUUGUCCUAUAUUAGGAGAAAACCUUCAAAAAUAGGACAUCAUGAUUAAGUGUUCUUGAGCAGGGUGUGAUAAAUUAUGGUAAUGUUG
This is a messenger RNA of Rubroshorea leprosula, 901 nucleotides long. The record is from the annotation of a GenBank genome assembly. Lineage: Eukaryota; Viridiplantae; Streptophyta; Magnoliopsida; Malvales; Dipterocarpaceae.